AUUCUCCGCCAAUUUUCCCUCCAAACCAGAAAACCCCCAAAUCUCACUGGCCGGAGAUUCUCUUUCCUCGGGCUGAAAAAUGGCGUCUUCGUCUUCAACAUCUUGCGGCGGCGGUUACGAAAUUCCGUGGGUCGAGAAAUACAGGCCGAGCAAGGUGGUCGAUAUCGUCGGAAACGAAGAUGCCGUCUCCAGACUUCAAGUCAUCGCUCGCGACGGGAACAUGCCUAAUCUGAUCCUUGCGGGUCCUCCUGGAACGGGUAAAACAACGAGCAUUUUGGCUCUUGCUCACGAGCUCCUUGGCCCGAACUAUAAGGAGGCUGUUCUGGAGUUAAAUGCAUCUGAUGAUAGGGGUAUCGAUGUUGUGAGGAACAAAAUUAAGAUGUUUGCGCAGAAGAAAGUAACACUUCCUCCAGGGCGUCAUAAGGUUGUCAUUCUCGAUGAAGCUGAUAGCAUGACAUCUGGAGCACAACAAGCAUUGAGGAGAACGAUUGAGAUCUAUUCAAACUCUACUCGGUUUGCACUUGCUUGUAACACGUCAGCCAAGAUUAUUGAGCCUAUUCAGAGUAGAUGCGCCCUAGUUCGAUUCUCUAGGUUAUCUGAUCAGGAGAUUCUAGGCCGUCUCAUGGUGGUGGUUCAAGCAGAGAAUGUUCCGUUUAUACCUGAAGGCCUUGAGGCGAUAAUCUUCACAGCUGAUGGUGACAUGAGGCAAGCUCUGAACAACUUGCAAGCCACAUUCAGCGGUUUUCGGUUUGUCAACCAAGAGAACGUCUUCAAGGUCUGUGACCAACCUCACCCGCUUCAUGUCAAGAACAUGGUUCGCAAUGUGUUGGAAAGUAAGUUUGACGAUGCUUGUCACGGCAUGAAGCAGCUAUACGAUCUAGGCUACUCUCCAACCGACAUUAUCACAACGCUUUUCCGUAUAAUAAAGAAUUAUGAUAUGGCUGAGUAUCUGAAACUUGAGUUCAUGAAGGAAACUGGAUUUGCGCAUAUGAGAAUCUGUGAUGGAGUUGGAUCAUAUCUUCAGCUAUGUGGUCUUCUGGCUAAGCUAGCCGUUGUUCGUGAAACAGCUAAAGCAGCUUAAGCCAGGUAAAAUCAACUUAUAUCUAAUUGAUGAACCCGUGGCCGGUUUGUAUGAUUAAGCCGAGUUGGUUAACUCUAGUUGUUUGAUAGUUCGAAUAGAUCUUGGAAUUUCCAUGCUGUAUCAUCACUCUUUUUUCAAGAUUUGACUUGUUUGUGAAUGUUUCUGAAUAUUAUCUUUAAAGCUAAGCCUAACCAUUU
Molecule: messenger RNA, 1278 nt
Organism: Eutrema salsugineum
Lineage: Eukaryota; Viridiplantae; Streptophyta; Magnoliopsida; Brassicales; Brassicaceae
Product: replication factor C subunit 2
Exons: 7
Coding region: 80-1081 (333 amino acids)
Biological process (GO): DNA-templated DNA replication; DNA repair
Cellular component (GO): DNA replication factor C complex; nucleus
Molecular function (GO): ATP hydrolysis activity; DNA binding; DNA clamp loader activity
Source: RefSeq, a predicted model, not a curated record